Molecule: messenger RNA, 2445 nt
Organism: Ichthyophthirius multifiliis
Lineage: Eukaryota; Ciliophora; Oligohymenophorea; Hymenostomatida
Exons: 7
Biological process (GO): microtubule nucleation; meiotic cell cycle; spindle assembly
Cellular component (GO): equatorial microtubule organizing center; centrosome; gamma-tubulin complex
Molecular function (GO): gamma-tubulin binding; microtubule minus-end binding
Source: RefSeq, a predicted model, not a curated record
AUGCUUCACGAAAUAUUAUUUGCCCUGCUUGGAAAAACAGGAAAUAUAAUAAUUGAGGAAAAUAAUUCAUUUAUUUUAGACCCAAGAAUACAUUUUUUAAAUAAUUCGGAAAUCCAAGCUGUUAAUUCUCUUGUAUGUUUAGGUUAUUAUUAUAAAUACUUAGAAUAGUUUUUAGAUGAAAAUUACGAAAGUUUUUCCAAAAUAUAAUUUAAACAAGAAGAAAUAUAUAAAAUAUAAGAUUUAGACGAAUGUCCAAUAGCAGAAAAUAUAAUUAUAGGUAAUAGUGCAUAUAUAAAAGGUUUUUGUUUAGGUUUAGAAGAAACAUUAGAUAAUUAUAGGGAAGAAAUAGUAUAAAUAGAAAAACAAUAUUUAACAUAAAGAGCAUAUACAAUAUCAUCAUUAAAAAUUCACCUUACUUCUUAUUUUGAUAUUCUUCCAAGUUUACAUAAUACAAUAAUUGAAAUAUUGGAAGGAAAUUUAAAAGGUGGACAACUUUUAGAAUUUAUAUAUAAUAAAGGAUAAUCAGGAAACACGUAUUUAAGGGACGUUUAUUAAAUUUUAAUGAAUUAAUGUUAUUAAGUCUUAUUUUAAUAACUUAGUUCUUGGCUUUUAUAUGGAAACUUAUAAGAUUUUUACAAUGAAUUUUUCAUAUAUAGAAUAGAAGAAGUUUAAAAAUAAAUUAAAUACUAAACAUUUUAAAACGAAGUUCUAGAAAAUGAUUGGGAUAAUGUUUUUUCUCUUAGAUAUCCUAUGUUACCUUAAAUUCUUAUUUCCCAUAAAUAAGCAGAAAAAAUACUUUUUAUAGGAAAAGGAAUUAGAAUUUUAAGAAAUACCUAAGUUUAAUAUUAAUAGUCUUUUUUACCAUUAAAUAAUAUGCUUUAAUUAGUAUAAGAAUUAUCUAAAUUUGAUAGUUUUAAAUUUUAAAAUAAUAUUGAAUAAUUAAGGCAUGAAAUAGCUAAAUAGCUUCUAGAUUUAGUCUUAAAAAAAGAAAAUUUAAUGAAAUAUUUAGGAGUACUUGACUAAUAUUUUUUUUUGAAAAACGGAGAAUUUUUCAAAGCUUUUUUUGAAGAAACAAGGACUCUAAUGUAACUACCUCCAAAAGCAGAAACCGAAAAUAUUCUAAAUGAUAUAAUAGUAACAAAAACAAUAAUGAAAUUAAAAAACGACGAAGAAUCAAUAAGUAAUAUGAAAGAUUUUCGUUUUAAAAUAAAAAAUAAUGGAUUUGAUUUUAAAGAUUUUUCCUCUAUUAAUGAAUUAACAAUUGUUGGUAAUGUAUCUUAAAACGCAAAUAAAUAUUUAAGAUUUUAGCCAAUGAAAAAUGGGAAAUAAUCAGGUUCAUUAUGGUAUAAUUUUAAAUAAAAUAUUGAAAAUGGAUUUAAGUUAAAUUUUAGAUUUCGAUUCAAAAAAGAAAGAAAUUUUUUAAUGUAUAAAUAUAAUUAAUAUAAUAAAUUUUUAUUAUCUGAAAAAUAAAAAAAGAUAAAAAUAACGCAAAAAAAAAUCCUUUCUUAUAUAUAACUUAUUUAAAAAAAGUAAGGAAACCAUAAAGAAAAUCUACUUUUUAAUCAUAAUUUAAAUGAAUUAAUAGAUUUUACUGAAGAGCAAAUUCAUUAUAUAAAAAUACAAUAUGACUCUAAAAAGCUGAUUUUAAUAUUUGAAGAUAAACAAGCUUUUUAAUAUGAUAUGGCAUUUAAAUAAAUAAUUAAUUUAGAUAUGGGCAGAUCAUAUAUAGGUUUUUUAUAGGAUUCAAUUAAUGGCAAUUGUGCAAUUGAUAUAUAUAGUUUUUAAAUGAUAAAUUCUAAUGUUUUUAAUAAUGAAGAUUGUUGGAAUGGACUUAUGAUUGAGUUUUAAGCAAAAUGGCCCCUAAAUUUAAUGAUUUCUUCUCAUAUAAUCGAAAAAUAUAAACUUUUAUUUCGAUAUUUAUUUCCUAUAAAUUAAGUAUAAUUAGAAUUAUAUAGGACUUGGCUUUAUUUAGUAAAAAACUAUAGAAAAUAGGCACUUGAUUGUAAUUUAAAUAAUGUAUUUAAACUCAAAAAAUAAUUAAGUAUUGUUAUUUAAAGUAUUUGGGUUUAUUUUCACAAUGAUGUUAUUGAAAACUAAUGGAAUAAGUUAUAAGAAAAAGUAAAAGAAAUAUAAGAUUUCGAAGAAUUAAGAAAAUUAAUAGAGUUAUAUUUAAAUUCAAUUUAAUGUUAAGUAUUUUUAACUGAACCUUCUACUAUAAAAACAAUUUUUGAUAUAAUUAAUAUAUGUAGGAAAUUUAAUUAUACUAUAGCAAAUAUAGAGAUUUUAUACGAUUAAUUUGAUAAUAUAAGAAACGAAUUGAACGAAUAAAUAAAAAUUUUAUUAAAUUAACUUAUUCAUUUAACAAAAACUACGAAUUCAAGUUUUAUUUAUUAAUUAAUUCUUAGAUUGGAUUAUAAUGAAUACUACAGAAAAUAGUUUAUUUGA